UAACGAGACAAGAAGAAGAAGAAUGACGUAACGUGACGUCAACACGUAAAGUUAGUGUACUUUCCACCUUUUAUUAUUCUGCUACGCGUCUUAGCAUGUGCAGCCUUGACGGUUCAGCCUAAUUGACGACGUACAUCCUCCGAGAAUUCCCUUUGUAAUACAAGGCUCACCCUCCAGCAGCAGCAUGAGCACGUUGUGGAUGGGGAACCUGGAGACUUACAUGGAUGAGAAGUUUAUCACCAGAUCCUUUUCCACCAUGGGGGAGCAGGUGAUUAAUGUGCGGAUCAUACGCAACAAGAUGACAGGUUUGUCAUCACCCAGGGGGGCCCUGGGCUACUGUUUUGUUGAGAUGACAGAUGAGGCAACAGCGGAGAGAUGUCUCCGCAAAAUCAACGGAAAAGCUUUACCAGGAGCCAAUCCGCCCACAAGAUUCAAAUUAAACCGAGCCACCUUUGGAAAACAAGACAGUGGUCAGAUGUAUUCUCUGUUUGUGGGAGAUCUAACUCCAGAGGUGGAUGAUGGGAUGCUUUACGAGUUCUUUUACAACCGCUACCCUUCCUGCCGAGGUGGAAAAGUGGUGCUGGACAGCAUGGGCAACUCCAAGGGCUGUGGCUUUGUUCAGUUCCCAGACGAGCGGCUGCAGAAGCGGGCUUUAGAGGACUGUCAGGGUGCUGUGGGACUGGGUGGUAAACCCCUGAGACUGAGCCUGGCUGCCAACAAUUUAAGGAACAGGCAGCAGCAGCAGCCGUCAGAGCACAGAUCGUGGCAGUCCAGCUCAGGAUACAAGCCCAACUAUGACCAGUACAACCAGUACCAGCAACAGGCCUAUCCUGGGUAUUACCCCUCCUGGGGCUACGAUCAGACUGGAGGAGGGUACGGCUACAACUACCAGCAGUAUGAUUACUCGCAGUAUCCUCCACCACAGGAGAGUGAGGCUGUUCAGGAUGAUGGACUUGAAGAUCCCAGUCCAGAGCUGGAUGUGGUGGAGGCCAACAGGAAGUUCAUGGAGCUCAGUGAAGAACUGUAUGACGCUCUGAUUGAGUGUCACUGGCAGCCAGCAGAGCUCUCUCCAGAGCAGGACUAUAUGACCUCCAGCCUUCCAGAGCCCGUCUACUGCUGACUGUCAUCUGGUGCUUUCUAUGUCCAGAUGCCUGCUCACAGUAUGGAUCCUUAAGGACAUGAAGGACAGAAGUCAUGCGCAGUGCUCUUCAACAAAACCUGUUUCUGAUGUUUUUAUGAAUCCACAGAAUGCGCUCAAUAGAUAAUGUGUUAAAGUGUCUUAUUUCCAACAUAGUUCCAAAAUGUUAUGACAGACACAAAACAUGGAAUGUAAAAUGAAAUGAUCAAAUCCUAAAAACUAAAAUGUCAUGGAUCAAGUAAACCAAAAAGAAAUGUUGAUACCAUUACACACCAGUUUUGUGUCAGCGUUAAACGGAUAAGCUGACAUAUUGGCUUCAGGUACAAGACACGUUUUAUGAUGUAUGCCGAUCCUAUGUAAUCAUUAUUCUGACGAUGUGUUGGUAGAAAACUGAAAGGGUCAAGCUGUAAUAAUCAGCACAGCCAAUCAGGAAUGUCAGUUUUGUUUUCAUCUCUACUGAUGUUGCCUCUGAAGAAUUACAGAGCAGUCAGUUGUACACAUGUAGAGAAAAGCUUGUUCAUCUUUGAUCAGAUGUACUUGAAUAAAAUGAGCAUAACGCUGAAAUGCCACAAACUAAA
This is a messenger RNA of Cyclopterus lumpus (lumpfish), 1716 nucleotides long. RefSeq names its product tRNA selenocysteine 1-associated protein 1-like. Gene Ontology annotation, cellular component: nucleus. Gene Ontology annotation, biological process: selenocysteine incorporation. The record is from RefSeq and is a predicted model, not a curated record. The transcript has 9 exons. Bases 185 to 1120 code for a protein of 311 amino acids. Gene Ontology annotation, molecular function: tRNA binding. Lineage: Eukaryota; Metazoa; Chordata; Actinopteri; Perciformes; Cyclopteridae.